Penicillium samsonianum is the source of this 504-nucleotide messenger RNA. RefSeq names its product Clr5 domain-containing protein. Bases 1 to 504 code for a protein of 167 amino acids. The record is from RefSeq and is a predicted model, not a curated record. NCBI's taxonomy places the organism in Eukaryota, Fungi, Ascomycota, Eurotiomycetes, Eurotiales, Aspergillaceae. The transcript has a single exon.
AUGCCUCGCCAACAAAUCAAUUUAGAACCCUACCGGGAUGAUAUCAUUGCUCUGUACCACCAUGGCAUCAGUAGCGACUCGAUCAGCCGCACCCUCGAAAGUUGUCAUAAUAUCCAGGUCAAGGAGCGAACCAUCCAGUCCCGCCUUCGCAAGUGGGGCAUCCGCAAGCGACACCGGACGACGACAGGCGACGAGGCUUUACAUGCGCGCAUUAAGAUGCUUUUCAUACAGGAUAGGCUGACCGACAAGGCCAUGCUCAACAUGCUGCAGAAAGAAGGUUACGGUAUCUCCGAACGCACUUUGCGCCGUCUGCGGUUUAAGUUAGGACUCCAUGCCAGGGCUUCGGAGCAGCACCAGGAACAGGAACAGCAGCAAAUGCAGAAGCAGAUGAUUAUUCCACUGCCUCAGCAGAGGGACAACCAGUGUGAAUCUGACCGGCUGGAACUCAAGCUUGAUCUUCCGCUGGUUUCCAUCAAGCAAUACCCCAUGCGCGACACAUCAUGA